Molecule: messenger RNA, 3304 nt
Organism: Zeugodacus cucurbitae (melon fly)
Lineage: Eukaryota; Metazoa; Arthropoda; Insecta; Diptera; Tephritidae
Gene: hb
Product: protein hunchback
Exons: 2
Coding region: 653-3115 (820 amino acids)
Biological process (GO): regulation of gene expression
Cellular component (GO): nucleus
Source: RefSeq, a predicted model, not a curated record
UCUACAACUUGCAGCACCUAAUCAGUUAGUUGUGCUCAGCGCCUCGAUGCAAUAAGGAUUCGGGUCGUCCGCAAAUUUUCAAAUUGUUUAAAAUUUUAUAAGCGCAAGAAACAUAACAAAAUCAAAACUAUUAUUAAUACAAAUUACCAAUACGCGACGAAAUACGAAUUGAAGCUGAAACCAAUGUUAAAUAAAAAAUAAAAAACAAUGAUAUUUUCAGUGUAUGUGACGAAAACUAAUGCUGUGCGUGUUAUUAAUUGUUGAUGAAUAUAGUUUUCGUAAAAAUUUAUUCGAACUAUUGGAAAACUGCAACAAAUAAGAACGUGCUUUCAAUUUGUGCUCAUGCGUAAUUUCCGAAACAGAUAUUGUAUAGAGGCUAAAAAGUGGCGCGUGCCAUACGUGGUGUAAAAAUCGUAUUGAUGCGGGGUGAAUUGGUUGUUGCAAAAGCCCCACAUCACGCUGUUCUCCGAAAAAAAAAUAAAUAUUAAUUUCAACUAAACUUUUACAAUUAUAAAAAUAAAAAUAGUGUUGAAUGCAUAAGUAUCACUUUCUGGGAGUAUACAAAUAGAAGCCACCGCCAGCCGUAGAGUUUUACAGGCUGCAUAUCUCAUACAGUAAGAUUGAAUACACGCAGUGAUAUUUUGGCGACAAUAUGCAGAAUUGGGACACCAUACAGGCUACAUCGGCCAACUACGAACAGCACAACACAUGGUACAGCAAUAUGUUUGCCAAUGCAAAUAUUAAAACAGAGCCAGGCACUACAAGUCCAUCAUUGGAAGAAGAUUUGAAGUCGCCAGAAUCCGGUGUGGAUGUCAUUUCACGUUUGGAAAAUUAUUUAAAACAACAUCCGCAAAAUUCACAUCAAAUAUCCAACAUGGACACGCUGUCAGCGCUGACGCCGUCGCCCAGCAACACAGAAACAAUGCAACAUUUAUAUGAUGGCAGUCUGCAGCAACAGUUGUUGCAGCAGAAGCAUUAUCAACAGCAUUUCCAACAAGCGCAGCAAGCAGCCGCACACAAUCAAGUUACGUCCUCGAAUUUACCACUUGGUUUCAAUCCACUCACACCGCCCGGAUUACCAUCAGCGGUUAUACCUUCCAUAUCCCAAUAUUAUCAUCAUCUGCCGCAAAGUAAUAUGCGUACGGAACCACAAACCCCCAGUCCUUUACCGCAUCAGCCCCAUAUGGCAACGCCAAUGGACUCAAGUGAGAAACUACAAACCGCGUUAACACCACGCAAUACACCACCAAUGGAUAUUACGCCGCCGAAAUCGCCAAAAGCGCAAAGUGCUGUUUGCUCCGAAAAGGAGCAGGAUGUGCAAUCGAAUUCUAGUGAUGAUAUGAAGUAUGCAGGCGAAUCGGGGGACGAUGAAUCCAUUCGGUUCCCACUUUACAAUUCGCAUGGUAAAAUGAAAAACUACAAGUGCAAGACAUGCAGUGCAGUGUGGGUAACAAAGAUUCAAUUUUGGGAUCAUGCGCGUACGCAUAUGAAACCCGAGAAGAUUCUGCAAUGUCCCAAAUGCCCCUUUGUGACGGAGUUGAAGCAUCACCUCGAAUAUCAUAUACGCAAACACAAAAAUCUGAAACCCUUUCAAUGCGAUAAAUGCUCGUAUACCUGCGUUAACAAAUCGAUGUUGAAUUCGCAUCGCAAGUCGCACUCUUCCGUAUAUCAGUACCGUUGCGCCGAUUGCGAUUACGCUACCAAAUAUUGUCAUUCUUUCAAAUUACAUCUCCGCAAAUAUGAGCACAAGCCAGGUUUAGUGCUGGAUGAGGAGGGUAUCCCAAAUCCAUCGGUAGUUAUUGAUGUGUAUGGCACACGGCGUGGCCCUAAAUCAAAGUCCACAUCAACGACCAGCAAACGAAACAACAAUGCUAACAGUAGCAACGCUAAUGAUCGCUUGACAGUAAAAUCCCUACAAAAUCAAAAAAAUAGUACAGAUUUUAAACUGAGCGCAGCGCAGCUUUCGACUGCAUUACAAUCUUUCUCGUUACCAACGCAACACCAUCAGAUGCCUGUGUCACCAGCAAAGAGUCCGAGCUCAAUAUCAGAGCUGUCUUCACAUUCACAGGGUUUGUCUCAACAGCAACAACAACAAGCGCAGCAGUUGUCUCAGAAUAUGCAACGCAUGCAAACAACGCUUCAACAGCAAAAUCAGAACCUGCCGAACGAAAAUACCCCAACAUCCCCUGCCAUGUCCGCUAUUGCAGAUCCGAGUGCAUCAAUGACAAGUCUACUACCGCCACUUGCUACAUUGCUCCAACAGAAUCCCAAUAUGGCAUUCUUUCCCUACUGGAACUUAAACCUACAAAUGUUAGCUGCCCAACAGCAAGCCGCGGUACUAGCGCAAAUGUCACCCACUCGGCGAGAGAAAGCACUGCAGCAACUACAAAAUGCUCAUUCCAAUAAAGAUACGUACGACUCGACUCAAGACGAAGAGGAAGAAGACGAUAUAGAGGAUGAAGUUGACCGCAGAUCAACAGACUCAGCAAUGGAUCUCUCACAAGGUUCUCCUGUUAAAGAAGACCUGGAUAACCAAAAAACUCCCUUAAUCGCCGCUAAUUUAAGACUUCAAGACGAAUCUAACGAAACGCCGAUCGUUAGCACUAAUGGUGCUGCGAGACGGAAAGGUCGAGUGCUCAAGCUUGAUGCCAUUUUGCAAGUAAAGUCGACACAGCAAUCACCUGAAGAACAAAUACAGAAUACAUUCAAUCAAACAAAGAACGAUGAAACUGUAUCUGCAACCCUAUCGCCAAUGCCGAUCCCAUCCGCACCAACGACUGCUUUAGUGGAAGGUAUAUCCAAAGAUUCUGAAGCGAAUGUGGAUAACAUGGUGCCUAUCGUUAAAGAAAUCGCCGCCAGUUCGACCGCCUCGUCGUCAGGAAACAGCUCAAAUAGUUCCAGCACUUCUUCAACCGCAACCAAUAAUGGACCAGCUGGUAUGGGCACUAUGUAUGAGUGCAAAUAUUGUGAUAUUUUCUUCAAAGAUACUGUGCUAUAUACCAUUCACAUGGGCUAUCAUAGCUGCGACGAUGUUUUCAAAUGCAACAUGUGCGGCGAGAAGUGUGACGGUCCUGUCGGUCUCUUCGUUCAUAUGGCGCGAAACGCACAUUCAUAAGUCAGAUCCUGUGUUCACCUCAGUAAAUACUUUGUUGGAUGGAACUUGCAGCGCUGGCGUAAAAUUGUAAAUAAUAUUGUAAUUAUAGAUAUCAGUUAGUAAAAUGUAAAGAAUUAAGUAAUUAUAAGGAAACUAUUCCACUUAACUAAUUUAGCGUGUAGUAGUUUGCUCAAAUAUAAUUUAUUUAAA